CCUUUGAAGUGAUCCCUGCAUUCAAGCAGCCGGCAUGGAAAUGUCAUCAAUUGUUUAGAUGCCACAAGACGCUCAGACCUGGUUUUCAGGUGACAUUUUGGGCUGAAGUUUGACUCCAUAUAAAUAUCAGAGGCAUCAGCAAGCACACACUCAGGAUCUCGCAGCUGAGGAGUGAGUAGUGACCAAGAGCAUGGAUGCACAGCGGCCUUGCCUGGUCCUCCUGUGUGCCCUCCAUCUGGCCUUGACUGGAGUGGUUCACAGAAAUCUGUUCACACAGAGAGUGUGCUGCAGGCGUCAGAGUCACUUUGUGUACAUCGGAGAAGACGUCUCCGGGAGUCCUGUCAGUGUUGAUGUGGGGAUGUGCAGGUCGCACUGCGGGGGGCCCCCCAGAGCCUCAAAUCACGCAGGGUCACAACAACGGUCCCCAAUGCUAGAAUUCCUCAAGAGCAAAAAAACACGGCCCCGUGGACCUGCUGCUCCAGACAGCUCUGGGACGUCCAACCAUCUGCCCUCCUGUGGGGUCGACUACCUAUGUGAGCCGAGCGGCGUGCGAGUGGAUCGGCUGCUACUGUUCGAGGGGCCCCGGGACAUCGAGGUCAUCCAGGAGUGUCACUGUGAGAUCAAGCUGAGCCAGUGUAUCCGUGUCCCCGCACUCAGGACGUAUUACUCUGACACGCCAUACGAGACCGUCAUUGAUGUGGGCGCAUGCUCCGGGUUCAAGGGUUCACCAGAAGGAUUCUCAUGUGUUCAUGCUAAGUUUGACUCGGCGUUGCUGGAAACUCCAAAUAAAGUGGACAUGAUCCAGACAGUGAGAUCCUGUGAGCUAAAGGAAAGCUGCUACCGGGUCCCAUACGUGGAGUAUUACUAUGAAAUUGUGGACCAUACAGAUGGAGUGAAAGAGGAAAGGCUCAAAGAAAUAGAUGUGGGCAGAUGUUUGGGUGGCUGCACCGCUGGAAGCCGAUGUCUUCUCAGAAGUCCAUCUGAUCCAGAAUCUUGCCACCUGUGGGCUGAACAACCAUCUAACUCCUGUGUUCCUCAGACCUAUGAGAGCCACACCUUCAUUAACCAGCACGAACAGAUCCGCACCAUCCUCUCCAUCACCUCCUGCAUUUGCCAAAAGUGAAA
Messenger RNA from Thalassophryne amazonica, 1125 nucleotides. RefSeq lists its product as uncharacterized. NCBI's taxonomy places the organism in Eukaryota, Metazoa, Chordata, Actinopteri, Batrachoidiformes, Batrachoididae. The transcript is spliced from 7 exons. The coding region runs from base 191 to 1123 and encodes 310 amino acids. The record is from RefSeq and is a predicted model, not a curated record.